Messenger RNA from Ochlerotatus camptorhynchus, 546 nucleotides. RefSeq lists its product as uncharacterized. The transcript has 2 exons. NCBI's taxonomy places the organism in Eukaryota, Metazoa, Arthropoda, Insecta, Diptera, Culicidae. Bases 1 to 546 code for a protein of 181 amino acids. The record is from RefSeq and is a predicted model, not a curated record.
AUGAAAAGUUUGUUGUUUAUUGGAUUGGGCCUGUGCCUGUUGGGCGUUGCCAUUGCCCAUCCUGGAUUGUUUUCUACACUGACCAGUUCAGUCACGAGUACGCUUUCGAGCUUGACGAGCACCCUGCAGACCCAACUAUCAUCUGUAGCCAGCCAAAUCAAAACAGCUCUAUCCACCGCUGCAAGUUCUACUAGCUCUGCUAGCUCGGCGCUGACAACGGCUUUAUCUAACGCUCAAACCGCUAUCCAAAGUGCUGAAUCAGCUGUGAGCAACAUUCUUUCCAAUGGACUGACAAGCCUCAGCUCUAGCGUAACUUCCCAGAUAAGCAGUCUUACUACCCAGCUGACGAGCGCUAUUACCACCUUGAACUCCGUCGUGAGUCAAAUCGUGUCAGCCGGAAGCAGUGUUUCGACGACUCUGAUCAACCAGUUGAACGCCGCUACGGCCAAUGUGACCAGCCUUUCGUCGUCCGUUGCAUCGCAGAGCACCUCACUGAUCAACUCUAUCUCAACUCUGAUCAGUGGUCUUUUCUCCAGCUUUGGUUGA